Messenger RNA from Haliotis rufescens (red abalone), 523 nucleotides. RefSeq lists its product as uncharacterized. The record is from RefSeq and is a predicted model, not a curated record. The transcript is spliced from 3 exons. Lineage: Eukaryota; Metazoa; Mollusca; Gastropoda; Lepetellida; Haliotidae. The coding region runs from base 36 to 386 and encodes 116 amino acids. Gene Ontology annotation, cellular component: mitochondrion.
GGUAAGCUCCAUCUCAGCGCGUGAGGCUGUUGCUAAUGCGCUAUGUAUGUGCAGAGGAAACAUGCUAUCACAGAAGGGAGCUCUUGCGAAGGUUGUGCGGCAUCCAGUCACGGCGAGCUUGUCAGGAAUGGCAUUUCGUGCUAUCGGCAUGGUGUGGGCACAUGAGCAGAAUGAUGUAUUGUACCAAGGAACAAUCAUCAGCGAACAUUCCCAAUCAACCAACACCGACAAAAACUGAAGAUGCUGUUGAUCCAGCACCUGACAUCAGCUCAUACAAGGUGAAGGAAUAUUACAGUCACAACGACUUCUCCUUUUAUGACAUUGAUGCUGAUAUGAAGACUCACCGACUGAAGCAGCCCUCCAGUCAUGGUGCUUUGCAGCCAUGAGAUUUUACAUGAACAUUUCCCAGAAACAUCUGUUUCUGAGGCUUAUAGUGACACGGCCAAUAGAAGAAAGCCUCAGGAUACUUAGGCUUAUUGUAUUUCUGUAUCAAUAAAGUUAAUUUUGAUCAGAUUCACAAUUA